This is a messenger RNA of Penicillium waksmanii, 261 nucleotides long. RefSeq lists its product as uncharacterized. The transcript has a single exon. Lineage: Eukaryota; Fungi; Ascomycota; Eurotiomycetes; Eurotiales; Aspergillaceae. The record is from RefSeq and is a predicted model, not a curated record. The coding region runs from base 1 to 261 and encodes 86 amino acids.
AUGGCAACAAUCGUCUCUACAAAGUUAAAUAAGAGGCCAAAGGUCUAUCGACUCGCCUCUUGCCCCACGAAUGAUGCUAUCAAUGAGAUCGACCGCUUCAUUUUUCACCAUCCGCUAACAAUGGCCCUGCGACGAAAUCCUCAGUAUCUCGAGUCGCGACCACACCUGGACGCCCCAGCAGUUUACGAAGCGAGAACCUCUUUGACUGGAGCACUUGCCGGGCAUCAAAAAAUAACUGUCCCGCCAUAUGUCUUCGAAUAA